Molecule: messenger RNA, 1792 nt
Organism: Coregonus clupeaformis (lake whitefish)
Lineage: Eukaryota; Metazoa; Chordata; Actinopteri; Salmoniformes; Salmonidae
Product: mitochondrial intermembrane space import and assembly protein 40-A
Exons: 3
Coding region: 137-664 (175 amino acids)
Biological process (GO): protein import into mitochondrial intermembrane space
Cellular component (GO): mitochondrial intermembrane space
Molecular function (GO): protein-disulfide reductase activity
Source: RefSeq, a predicted model, not a curated record
UACCUUUUAAGUGUUGCUGACAAGCCAUUGAUAGCCGGGCGGUUAUUAAAUGACUGCACAGCUGCUAAUUGUUCGACAAAAACCGUCGUUGCUUGUAAGACAAGUAGAGGACUGACGGAUAUUACCACCGGCAGUCAUGUCGUACUGCAAGCAAGAGGGUAAAGAUCGCAUUAUCUUCGUUACCAAGGAAGACCAUGAAGCGCCCAGCAACGCUGAGCUCAUUGCAGACGACCCCAAUGACCCCUACGAAGAUCAGGGCCUAAUCCUGCCCAGUGGGGAGAUCAACUGGAACUGUCCAUGCCUGGGAGGGAUGGCUAGCGGGCCCUGUGGGACACAGUUCAAGGAGGCCUUCUCCUGCUUCCACUACAGCAAUGAGGAGGUGAAGGGUUCAGAGUGUAUCGACAACUUCCGUGCUAUGCAGGAGUGUAUGCAGAAGUACCCCGAGCUCUACCCCCAGGAGGAUGAGAAUGAGGGAGCCACCCCAGGAGGGGCUGACGCUGCUGCCCCUCCCCCCAUUGAUUAUACUGCACCUGCCCCCGUGCCCGCUGAGGACUCUUCCCCAGCCUCAGUGCCCUCUAGUAACUCUACCACGUCCCCACCAACACCUGAGUAUGCCCCGUCAUCCGACAAUACACCACCCACAGACAGCCAGGCUGCCAGCUAAAAUCACCCACCAUCCCCCAGUCUCUCUCUGAAACCACUGCCGAGCACAGGCCACUCUCAGGGGAGUUCAGCUGUGUGUUCACUGGUGCCUCAGACCCGUUCUCUUCGUUUAACAUUAAUCACAAAGGAUAAUGACUUUAAAGGGGGCCUAGUACUGCAGAGUAGUUGUCUCUUACAGGAAUAUCAGUUAAUGCUGUGAGAGGAGGACAAUACAAAAUCAAUACCAAUCUAUUUCAUAGGCUUUAUUGUAGUGGUUGUUGAGCUCCUGAGGUUCCUACAGUGCCGAGUUUGUGGGGUGGGGUGGGGUGGUUUGCUGCAGAGGACUACAGUUAAGACUCGCAACCAACAUUUUAUGCUGCUUAUCAAGCUUCAAAUCAGAUAUAUUGUGCCAUUCUGCGUUAAUGCUACACUGGAGGUGUGUAACCUACUGUCAAUGUUACUGGUCAGACUAGUUUGUGAUCACUUGACUUCAUGUUUGUGCUUGACGGAUCAUAGUAAGCGAUUGAGCUAGUAUUAAAGCUUGAUUACUCUUGUGUACUCAAUUGCUGGCCAAAGAUCAUGUGACAUGUCUGUUUUUCCACUUAAGUUUUGUCAAAAGUCCUGAACGUCGCUGGUGGCAGCAAGUUUUUCCACCAGUCUGUAUUUUUCAGUUAAAUCUGAGUUUUAGCACACAGCCUACAUUACCUCACUAUUAUUUAAUUGAUUUUUCCAUCUAAUGACCACCCUUCAUAAGCCAUACCCUAAGAAAGUGGAAAUCCAUUGUGUCUAUGCAAUAAUUUCCUCUUAAGGAGAGAAUGAAACACUGUGAGCCUUGGGUUUGUUUAUGGGGUGCAUAAUGCAGUCUCCAUGGAAGAGAGAGGUUGGAAAUGUAUUGGACAGUGACACUACUAAUCAGAGGGGGAGCUUUGGAACACUGGGGCUGAAUCCUAACUUGAGAUGUGUGUUUAUAAUGCACACUUUUAUGCAAAUCGCAAUAACAUCAAUACAUGAUUUAUGUGAACAUCUGAGAUGUAAUGUGUGUAAAUCUCAGGAUUUGGGCCUUUGAGAUACUUUCGGUCAUGUAGUGUAUGUGGACACCUGCUCGUCGAACAUUUCAUUCCAAAAUUAUGGGCAAAGGUGUUCGAUGGGG